CCACCGCCUUCUCGAACUUUCGCGCUCGUCACCCCAUAUAUACGCACCGCGACGACAUCCCCUGCCUCACAUCGUCACAUUCACAGAACAACUCGAACUCGAAUCGCAGCUCCAACAAAAAGCUCGACGCCCCAGCAGCAAUGGCGUCUCGCCGCUUCUUCUCCUACGACCCCUACGACUACUACUACACCUCCCCGUACCACUACUCCUACCCGUACUACCAGUACCAGCACCCGGCUCCGUCACGCGGCGUCAGCGGGUUCUUCCCGGACGCCGUGCCGGAGGCGGUGAAGGUGGACCCGCGGCCCAGGGUCGAGUCGUCGAGGCCAGUCUCUAUUCCCGUCCGCUUCGUCGGGUCUGACCCGGAGCCGGAGCGCCGGGCUACGGCAAGGAUGCCGGCGGCGUCGGCGGUGCCGAGGAAGCGGGCGCCGUCGGCGGAGGCGGCGGCGGUGAGGCUGCAGGCCGCGGCGCGCGGGUUCAUGGCGAGGAGGUCGGUGCGCGCUGUUCGCGAGGUGGAGCGCGAGGCGGCGGAGGUUGGCGAGAAGGUUGCCCGCGAGGCGGAAGCGCUGCGCGGGGACGCGAGGGCGCGGAUCGGCGUCGGGGAGUCGCUGAUGAAGUUGCUGCUGCGGCUCGACGCGGUGCGCGGCGCCCGGGAGUACCGGAGGAGGGUCACCAAGCGGGUGCUCGCGCUGCAGGAUGCCGUUGAUGCCCUCGAACCGAAGGCGGCGCCGGAAUCGGAGGCCGUGGCGGAGGGGAACGAGUCCGAUGUGACGGCCGAGAUGGCGGAAGACAGCGCGGCGGCGGCGGCGUCGACGGAGCUCCCGGUCGAUGCGGAGCGCGGCGGUGAGAUUGAGAUGAAGGCAGCGGCUGAGACGGCUGCGGAUAUGGAGGUGGACGGGGACAGAGCUGACAGCGCGUCGGUGCCAGAAGCGGUGGAGGAAUCGGAAAAAUUGCAGGACGGCGGGAACAUUGACGGCUCCGACGACCCGGAAGGUUCCGAUGAUGCGGAGGGCGAGUGGGAGAUGGUGGCGGAGGAAGCGGAGCCUACAACGGCGGCGGCGUCCACCGACGCGCCCUCGCAGGAACCGAUGGCGAGGGAGGUAAUGAGGACGACGGGGGAGGCCGGAGCUGCCGCCGACAGCAACCUGGACACUCGGAAGGUGAUGGAGAUGGUGGCGGCGCUGUGCGAGCAGAACGCGCAGCAGUGCGCGGUGAUCAGGGCUCUGGCGGAGCGCGUGGACACGCUGGAGCGCGCCGUGCGGCGGGUGGAGGACGCCGAGCGCCGCCGCCGCCGUGGCAAGAAGCGGAAGGAGGGGAAGGGGAGCAAGGGCAACAACAGCAAGUGCUACAGCGAUUGAUGAGGACCGCAAAUCUGAACUCCAAUAACAGCUCUGCUCACAAAGCUUCUUGUAUCUCAGUAGCGAAGAGAAGUUUAUUUUGUCGCUUUAUUUCAUUUGUUUUUUCUCCUAAAACUGCCGGGAUUUGUUCUCGGCCUGUGGUGGCGUUCAUUUGAUCUGUAUAAUUAGGGCCUUGUUUAGUUUCAAAAAUUUUGCAAAAUUUUUCAGAUUUUCCGUCA
Molecule: messenger RNA, 1576 nt
Organism: Sorghum bicolor (sorghum)
Lineage: Eukaryota; Viridiplantae; Streptophyta; Magnoliopsida; Poales; Poaceae
Exons: 1
Coding region: 141-1358 (405 amino acids)
Biological process (GO): protein folding
Cellular component (GO): plasmodesma
Molecular function (GO): protein-folding chaperone binding
Source: RefSeq, a predicted model, not a curated record